UUCAAAGUUCAAACUUUGCAGUGACUUUGUUGAAUUUAAAUUUAUCAAACUUAUUGUAAUAUUAUAAUAUAAUAAUAUUAUAACUUGCUCGUUUUCAGUUAUUCUGUCAUCUAUAUUUAUUUAUUUACUGAUUAUUGGACCAUUCAUUGCAAAAAACCAAGAAUGUCUAUUGGAAGUGUAUAUGAAACAGCAUAUAGAGGUGAUUUUAAUCAAGUAAAGGUUAAAAUUGAUGCUGACUCGUCUUUAAUAUCGACACCAGAUGAAAAUAAACGUCUUCUCAUACACUGGGCAGCUCUUGGUGGUAAUGAGAACCUAGUAGACUAUUUGCUUGAUUUAGGAAGUGUGGUUGAUGCUCUUGAUGAUACAAAUAGUACUCCUUUAAUAUUAGCUGCGUCAGCAGGCAGGUUGGAAGUGGUAAGACUUUUAAUAGGUAAAGGUGCAAAUGUCAAUCACAAAACAAGUCGGGGUCAAACUUCCUUGCAUUAUGCUUGUUCCAAAGGACAUAGAGAGGUAGUGAAAUUAUUAAUAGAAGCAGAUGCUAUAGUGUCAGAGGCAGAUGUGUUAGGUGCUACACCUCUUCACAGAGCAGCCGCCCAAGGAAGAAUGGAAAUAGUUGAAAUGCUAACAAAAUGUCCACAUUUCAAAGUUGAUGCAUGUGAUUCUACUGGAAAUACUGCAUUACAUUUGUCAUGUGAGGAGGAUAGAGAGGCAGUGGCUUGUUUAUUAGUGAAGGCUGGUGCCAGUCUUGAAAUACAGAAUAAGGAAAAGAAAACGCCUUUGGAUCUCUGUUCUAAUAAAUUAAGGCAAUUAUUGAUUAACUUGAGCUCAUAAACUUCAAUAAUAAAUCUUUUGCUACAA
Danaus plexippus (monarch butterfly) is the source of this 858-nucleotide messenger RNA. Its product is annotated as 26S proteasome non-ATPase regulatory subunit 10-like. Gene Ontology annotation, molecular function: protein binding. The transcript is spliced from 5 exons. Lineage: Eukaryota; Metazoa; Arthropoda; Insecta; Lepidoptera; Nymphalidae. The coding region runs from base 163 to 831 and encodes 222 amino acids. The record is from RefSeq and is a predicted model, not a curated record.